Molecule: messenger RNA, 402 nt
Organism: Peronospora farinosa
Lineage: Eukaryota; Oomycota; Peronosporomycetes; Peronosporales; Peronosporaceae
Source: the annotation of a GenBank genome assembly
AUGAUGCAGGAAAUGCAACAUAAACAGCCAAAAUUUCAGCAGCAGAUACAACAAUUUGGAAUGUAUCAAGGAGGAAGAGGACGAGGACGUGGACGUAAAGGCGGCUUUCAACAGCGAAACAAUCGACGUUAUCAAAGUGAUAAUCAAUGGCAAUCAAAACGCAAGAGAGGACCAAGUGAUGACGUGCAAAAGACGGCGAGAUUUUUCUUGCCGUCGUUCCUGGAGGAUCCGUGGAAGGCUCUGGAAGCUGCUACUGAUGAGAAUCGAGAGCAAAAAGGACAAGACCCCGAACGGAGAGAGCAAAUGUAUCCACAACAAGUACAGUCUUAUUCUACUGAUAAGGGACUCGGACGAGUGCUUUUUCAACCGGAAUUUCUGGACGAUCCGUGGUCCGUUAGUUAA